CAGCUCAGCGUCGUUUCCGCCGUCCACUCCUACAAGCCAAAUUCACUACUCUCUCUUUCGCUCUAUUAUUUCUAUAUAUAUAUAUUUCUCCAUCUAUAUAUGUGUAUGCCCCUCACAUUCCCUUUCAUCGCCGGAUUGUUCUUUAUUGACUGAUAAAACCCUAGCUCUCUUUCCCCGGUAAUGGAGUGUGUCAUGUUGAGCUCUCACGGUGGGCUAUGCGAUUCCUCGUACGACGUCGUUUCCAAUUCUCCUGCUCAACCCGACAAGGUCAUUAUCGAUACUGAUCCUGGAAUCGAUGAUAGCAUGGCGAUCUUAAUGGCAUUUCAAACUCCAGAAUUGGAGAUUUUAGGCUUGACAACUGUAUUCGGUAAUGUUACAACAAAAGAUGCCACUCGCAAUGCCUUGCUUCUGUGUGAGAUCGCAGGACGUUCUGAUGUGCCUGUGGCAGAAGGCAGCCCUGGACCACUGAAGGGGGGAGAGCCUCGUGUUGCUGACUUUAUUCAUGGUUCUGAUGGACUGGGAAACAUAUUUUUACCCCAACCAAAAGCUAAGAAAAUUGAGAAGAAUGCAGCUGAAUUUUUAGUUGAUAAGGUUUCUGAAUAUCCUGGUGAAGUAUCUAUACUUGCACUGGGGCCUUUGACUAACCUGGCUUUGGCUAUUAAAAGGGACUCGUCCUUUGCGAGCAAGGUGAAGAAGGUGGUCGUACUUGGUGGUGCUUUCUUUGCACUGGGAAAUGUCAAUCCUGCUGCCGAAGCUAAUAUCUAUGGGGACCCAGAAGCAGCAGAUGUUGUGUUUACUUCUGGUGCGAAUAUAGUUGUUGUUGGAAUAAAUAUUACCACCCAAAUCAAAUUCACAGAUGCUGACCUCCAUCAAUUGAGGCAUUCAGAAGGAAGAUAUGCUCAAUUCAUAAGUGAUAUUUGUAAAUUCUACAGAGACUGGCAUGUGAAGUCUGAUGGUGUCUAUGGGAUCUUCCUUCAUGACCCAGUUAGUUUUGCGGCACUGGUCCGGCCUGAUCUCUUUACAUACAAGGAGGGAGUAGUGAGGGUUGAGACACAGGGAAUAUGUUUGGGCCAUACACUGAUGGACCAAGGACUAAAAAUAUGGAAUUCAAGCAACCCGUGGACUGGCUAUUCUCCUGUCUCAGUUGCCUGGACAGUUGAUGUGGAUGGAGUACUUAAUUAUAUCAAGAAAUUAUUGAUGAAACCAUGAAAUCUGUGGGGAGCUGCUCUUUAUGCUGAAGAUGUGAAAGAACUGUCAAAGAUGAAGGUUGGGUUUUCCUUUUCUUUUCAAGGAAUUAUGGAUGUAGGGGCCUCAUUAUUGGUCUCGGUUUGAAAAUUUUCCGAUAUUUAUUCACAUGUAUAAGCACAAUUUGCUCGAUCAUCAACUAGAAAGAAGCCCAAAGCUUCUGGGCAAUCCAUUAUCCUCAUUCUGUGUUCUGGGCUACUUAGAAUGUACAUAGUGCAUUUUUGUACAUGGGAAUAAAUGGCUAUUCUUAAAUUUGGA
This is a messenger RNA of Vitis riparia (riverbank grape), 1503 nucleotides long. RefSeq names its product uridine nucleosidase 1. Gene Ontology annotation, cellular component: cytosol. Bases 181 to 1209 code for a protein of 342 amino acids. Lineage: Eukaryota; Viridiplantae; Streptophyta; Magnoliopsida; Vitales; Vitaceae. Gene Ontology annotation, molecular function: purine nucleosidase activity. The transcript has 9 exons. The record is from RefSeq and is a predicted model, not a curated record. Gene Ontology annotation, biological process: purine nucleoside catabolic process.